UCAUGGCAUUGACUGUAAUGCUGUGACCAAGAUAUCCUAUCACGCACAAUCAGCCUUGAAUAGAUCACGUGCCACAAUUGAUCCCCUAUCACGUGCUCCCCCAAAGGACUUCAGCAUAGCCCAUGAUGGCCGGUCAUCCCCCCAACUGGGAUCCGACCAGUUAUGGUGCGAGUGGUCUCAAAGCAGAUGAAGGACGCAUCCAAAUAGGCUCUCUGGAAGGAUUCCAAACAGCAGAUCCAAAUAACCUCGCCCACGGCCAUGUUUAUCCUUCACAUACUGGGCAUCCUGGGAAUCAGUUUGAUUUGCAUGGCCAGUUUCCGGAAGGUAGUGCCCAGGACCAUGGGCGAUACUAUGGAAAUCUCCAUGGUUUUGGCGGUGCGAACACAAACGGAGGUGGUAUCCAUGGCCAUGGCCAGUUCGAGCACCCAUACGAAGGUCCUUUCAAUGUCGACACAGGAUAUGAACCUGGAUUCUCGAAUAGGGAAGUCCACAGUCAGUUCAUAACUGAACAGCCGAGUCGAACUCAUAGCCAUACGCCGAGUGCUUUCAGUUCUCAGCCAUGGCAAGGACCUCAAAUUCAACAGUUCCAAUCCGGAUUCGACCUGAAUCCCGUUAAUUAUGGUCAUCGCAAUGGCGAACCGACGUACCAACAGCAUGUGAGCUCUUACCAAGGAAAUAAUUUCUUUAAUCAGGAGGUAUUCAGCGCCAGGAAUGGACCAACAGGCUUCAGAUCGCAGCCUCAACCUGUGCUUCAGUCUUAUCCGGGCCAUCAACCGGGAGGUGCGACUAUUAUGCAGUUCCAGCCUGACCCGAGUGCAGGUGUGCAAGAAACUUCCGGUCAGAUUUACGCACGGCAUCAACAGAUGCAAGGUAUUGUUCCAACACCUAAGGCACACCCCGCACCCGCACCCGCAACCGUAGCUGCCAACAGUGUACAGGCGGCGCCAGUUGUGGGGCCAACGCUUUCAAAUGAACUAGUUGUUGCUACGGAACCCGACAACUCUUGGGUAAACCCUGACGGUUGCCCUUUCCUUCUUGUGCGAAAUCCGCCGCCUACAAAAACAGGCAGAUAUUGCGACGUGAACCUACGAAACACAGAUAAACCAUACAUUGCUAAACACGACCCGCGCACCUUCACUCUCUUACCUCAACGUGAGAGUCGACUUCCCUGUGAAAUUCAAGCAGAGCUUGACAUAUUAAAAGAAGAACACGCUAAGGCCCUUCAACCCAAGAAAGACAAACUGCAAAAUCGGAUAACCGAACUGGAAAACGAGCCUGUUAUUGUGUCUGGAUCUAAAGACCUCAUACCUGGUGCACAAGUAAAAGUCAAAGCCAGCUCGAAACGUCAAGCAUCCAACAUGGAUCCUGCUUCAAAGCCUAAAAGCUUGGAGAAUGUGCCUGAAGAUGAAGAGAGCGCGACAGACACCGCAGCACGAACGAUCAAGUCAACUCCUCGGCCAAGCAAUGCUCUUAAGGCCAUAGAGUAUGAUAUUAUCAACAUUCUCUGGCGCGAUCCUAAGCAUCCUGAAUUUCCACAGAAGUUGGUCGGGGAGAAGGUCCAUGCCUUUGGCGACUACGUUAUAGACUUGUGGUCUAAGAGCAAAGACUUAAGGAGCAAAGUUGAUGAUGCUAAAAAGGAAGAUGAUCAGGAUAAAGCAAAAUCACUCAAAGCUGAUUUGGACACUACAUAUGACUCGAUCCGUGUCGCUAUUGAGGCCGCUAUCAUGUUUGGUGAUAGAUUCACCGUCACUCAACUGGGUAUACAUACCAAAUUCCUAGGCAACCUUUCCAUUAUACUCCGGACCCUCUUCAUAGCUGAAGAUUAUAACGGCCGCCUACCAAAGGCUAUCUUAAAACUCCUCUCACUAUUUGUUACGGUGGAAAUAGAGUUUUUGAAAGAGAGAGUCAAACUGGAUCGCGUCCGACAGAAGUUUAAGGACAAUCUCGAUGAAGAAUCCACCGAUUACAUGGAUCAGAUCUUUGACAAUGCUAAGAAGCGGUCUGCAUUGAAGGCUGAGGAGACUCGAGAGGACGUCAAGAAAAGCGACGAUGCUAGGAAAGCUAGUCAGGGUCCUAAGAAGUCAUCUUCGAUGAGCACCAAGGACCCUGUCAUAGCUCCUUCUAAUGCAUCGCUUUCGAAGAGUGAUGCUGUGUCGAAGAAGAAUAGCGCAGACAUCAAGAGACCUGUCGACUAUUCCAACCUUGGGUCGGCCAGAAAGGUUAGCAGUACAGCUACAAAAGCGAGCCCUUCUCUUACUGCUUCCAAGAGACCUGGGGAUGAUGGCGUCGAUUCGAGAGUCCCGAAGAAACUUGCCGUCGAGAAUGCUGCCGGUGCUCCGUCGAGUGCUAAGACAUCUAACGCAACUCCCGCAGUUCCCCAAAGUUCGUCAGCGAACGCACAGUCUCGCUCUAGGCCUAGCGGGUCAAUGCUCCCUGGCAGAUCACGACUGUCUACCAAGGCACAGCCGAAGAAGCCGGUUCCUCGACAAUCUGCCUCUUCCACAAUUGGUGGUCUCCUCGCCGAGAUCAAUUCGGAGGAGAAACCCAAGCAAGCCAAGGAACCGGAGAGAGCCCCAGAGACUCCAGAGGAGACUGAGAUCAGACUCCGUAAGGAGGCGAGACGAAAGCUGCAUGUUACUUGGAAACCGGAUAGUGAACUCACGGAGAUACGUAUCUUGGAGCACGAUACAGCAGAGGAUAAGGGCCGAGAUGAUAACAUGCUACGAGAUGCCCGAGACAACCGCUCUGAAGGUCAGGUGCUGAGAGAGUCAGUUCAACGGGAAAAGGAAGGGGUAGACGAGGCUGAGGAGGACGAAGCCCGAGAGAAAGCAAACGAUAUCGCCCUCCGAAAAUGGAGCGAGCCUGCCCCUUAUUCAUCUGUACAAGAGAGCCGUAUCUCUCAGAAGCGGCAAGAAGAAAUGUUUGCAUCUCGUGGUGGCUUGCGUCCAGUCGAGUCCAAGCAGAAUAAGGUGAUGGAAGAGUACGAAAGCCGGGAAUUAAUGGCUAUAUACACAAGCUUCUCGGAAAUUCCCGAGACGCCUAGAUCGCCAACCGGUAGGAUCGCCGAGACUGUAACGCAACCAAAGAUCCGAACUCUGCCAUCAGGCCCGACCCAGUGGCAUGAAUCUCUGCCGGCGACGAAUACCAAACAUGCAGAGAUUCACCGCCGUUGGUCCGACAAUAUACAUUUUGGACCCGAGGCGGCACGAGUCAAUGCCCUUCAUCGGGCGAGAGGCUCACCUAGUUCGACGGAUUCUACUAAUGUAGCGCGUAGUCGCAGUGGAUGGGAUGCUUCAAGUGGAAGAGAUGAUGCGUCAGAAGUGCUCGCCUUACUACAAUCGGACAAGGUCAAGAACUACGUGGAUCCAGACCCAUUCGACCCAGCGCACCCCAAGACUCACCGUCGGCAUGAUUAUGGGGAUCCUAAGGUUCAAGCAGACAUCGAUGCUUUGGAGGAUACGUUUGCAAUGUUCAUCAGUAAACAGGCCCCUCCCAGCCAGCCAGCCAUGCCCCAAGCAAGCGUUGGUCAACAAUACCAACAGCUGGCCCAGCCACAGUACGUUCAGGCACAACAGGUCCAGCCGCAGCCGCAACAGCAACUUCCACCAGAGUAUCUAGAAGCUCUUCAGAAAAUCAAUGCCCUCAGCGCCGGUCAGACUCUCCCGCCGAGCAUCCAGCCUCCUGUGGCCCCUUCUCCUCAGCCGAAUCCUGUUGCCCAACAGCCAUUCCUUGCCGCCUUACUUCAGCAGUCAGGCCCUCCACCUCAACCAGCUCAGCCGGCCAAUCCUUUGCAAGGUUUACAGGGGAUUUUAGAUGCCCUAAAGGUAGCCUCAGCACCGGCGUAUACUACCCCUCACGCGGCUCCCAAUGUCGUUCCCAAUGCUGCUUCCUACGCCGCGCCUCAGGGCUAUUGGCCAGACUGGUCUCAGGGCCAGGCCCAGCCUCAGAUUCAGCCCCAAACCAGCCAGGCAUAUACUGGCUAUGGUCAUAACAAUCAAUCUUUCGGCGGCCAAUCCCAGCACAAUCAACCGCAGGCAACGCAAAGUCAGCAUGAUAGUAAUGACCGCGGCAACCGCAGGGAUUUCCGAGGUAACAGGGAGCAAAAGAACAUCAACCGCUCCCUCAUCGGCACGAAACCAUGCUCAUUCUGGGCGAAGGGUCAGUGUGCCAAGGGCAGCAAUUGCACAUUUCGACACGACCCGAACGAUCUUCAGAACCAGGGUCCGAAUUAGUAUAACUAGUACCAGACCAGCCUGAAUCAAGACUCGACUUACGAAUACCACUCUUAAGUUAUAUCUGCGCUUUUUUCUUCAUUAUUGUACAAAAAAUCUGCAUUGCAAGGAGUUCGCCUCAAGGAAUAGGAGGCAUACGGCAUGAAAGGGGAUUCUUGCAUCGUACUCCCGUUGGUAGAUCGGGAUGUCAUUACAACCGGUCUCGUCGGCCAGUCUGAACUUAAUUCUUUUUCUCUUUUUCUACGAGCAAGCAGGCCAGUAGCAUAGGUUCUCUCACCGCAUACCUUGCCGGGCCUUGCGUUGAGUUACUAUGAUUUUUCUUUUCUUUUUUUUUAAAAAAAAAAAAAAAGGAAACCGCAUGAAAACCAGCAUUCUGACGUUGUCAGAUCCAUUUCAAGGAACGAGA
Molecule: messenger RNA, 4638 nt
Organism: Daldinia vernicosa
Lineage: Eukaryota; Fungi; Ascomycota; Sordariomycetes; Xylariales; Hypoxylaceae
Exons: 4
Coding region: 123-4232 (1369 amino acids)
Molecular function (GO): metal ion binding
Source: RefSeq, a predicted model, not a curated record